AUGAGUGGUUCAGGAGAUCGCUUUACUGAUAUUGAGCUGGAAAAUAAACGUUUACCAGCAUGUUAUGGUUAUCUUAAUUAUAAAUUAUUAUCUCUUGGAGAAGCUAUGAAAGAAUUACAAGAUUUUUUAAAAGAUAUAGAUCGUUUUGUUAAAUUAGCAAAAAGACAUUGUACAUAUCCAAAUGAUCAUAAUUUAACAAAAGAUGAAUCUGCAGCAAUAUAUAUUUAUACAAUGGAAAUGUCUGAUGAUUCAUGUGUUUAUCGAAUUUUAAAUCAAACACUUCGUGAAGAAGAUCGCUCAAAAGUUCGUCCAUGGUUUGGAUAUUUAAAACUUUUAGAUUCAGCAACAUCAAAAUUACCUAAUUUUAAAGGAACUAUUUUUCGUGGAAUUGAUAAAGAUGUUACUAUCAGUUUUAAAGAAGGUCAAAGAAUUACUUGGUGGAGUAUAACUUCAUGUUCAAAAUCCAUUGCCGUUAUUUCUUCAUUUAUUAGCAAAUCUUCUUCAAGUACAUUAUUUAAUAUUGAAUGUUCAAAUGGAAAAUUAGUUUCAUCAUAUACAUGUUAUCCAACUGAAAACGAAGUUAUUUUAAUGCCUGGAACAGUAUUUGAAGUUGUAUCUAAUCCAUUAAAUCAUAAAGGUGGACUAAAUAUUAUUCAUUUAAAAGAAAUUAAUGACGAUGAAAAAGAAGAACCGCCAAGGCCACCAAAUCCAAAUUCUUAUCAAUUAAAUCAUCCUACAACUAGUACAGCAACUAUACCAAAGAAUCAAAUAACAACUCCAUCUCAAAUAAAACCACGUAUGUUUCAUUAA
Molecule: messenger RNA, 810 nt
Organism: Adineta steineri
Lineage: Eukaryota; Metazoa; Rotifera; Eurotatoria; Adinetida; Adinetidae
Source: the annotation of a GenBank genome assembly